This is a messenger RNA of Acanthamoeba castellanii str. Neff, 249 nucleotides long. RefSeq lists its product as uncharacterized. The transcript is spliced from 2 exons. The coding region runs from base 1 to 249 and encodes 82 amino acids. Lineage: Eukaryota; Discosea; Longamoebia; Acanthamoebidae. The record is from RefSeq and is a predicted model, not a curated record.
AUGUUCAAAGGCCAAUCCUACUGCUACUGGAGCCAGAUGGCUGGACCCAUCACUUCUUACAAGUGGAUCAUAGGCUGUGGGCAAUGCAACAAGCAACCACACCAUGGUGGCAGAGAUGUCAACAAGAUCAGCAAUGUCACUGCCAUCUGUGCCUCCCUCAGUGGGGUGCUCAUGCCAGUGUGGCUGAAGCAGGAGGUGGUGGUGGAGGUGGAGGAGAAGCAGCAGCAACUCCUGCCCAUAAUCAACUGA